Messenger RNA from Sparassis crispa, 3771 nucleotides. RefSeq lists its product as hypothetical. The record is from RefSeq and is a predicted model, not a curated record. Lineage: Eukaryota; Fungi; Basidiomycota; Agaricomycetes; Polyporales; Sparassidaceae. Bases 1 to 3771 code for a protein of 1256 amino acids. The transcript has 6 exons.
AUGCAUUUUCAAUGUCUGCCCACAUGCGGGCGUUCGUUCGACUCCCAACACGGCCUCUCCAUUCAUCAAGCAUCCUGCAAAGAGCUCAAUGAGCGGGAUUCUACUCUGAAUAACCUUGCAGAGAAGUUAGCAGCUAAGGCAGCGCGCAAGCGUCGUCGUAUAGACGACAACGCAGCGAUGGCUACUGCCCCUCCUGAUGCUGCGGGCCCUGGGUUCAUGCCUGACGGUCAUGAACCUCUUGAUGUUGAGAUGGCCGAUGUGGGAGGAGUAGGACCAUCGCCGGCUGCAGAGGUGUCUAUACCUAUGCCGGAUCAAUACCAAGGACCUGAAGUUGGCCUUGACGUACCUACAGGGCGAGGCUUGCGCAAGAAACAGCCAACAUGGAAGGUCUUGGAGCACCUGCCAGAACCGUCCACACCAUUUCCAGAUCCCGUUGAGGUGCCUGAGCCUGGAGAUGAGUAUGUGCGCUCUCCGGAGGCAAAUGACAGUGCCGAGACAUCGAUUAUUCUUCGUGUCGUGAGGACCGCGAAAAAUAUCUUUGGAUUGUUUCGCGAAUACCAAAAACUACCAAGUCAUAACCCUGAUGACACGACAUCACUGAGCGAUAUGGCCUACGUUCAGCCAUCCAAUUCUGACACUGCUCAUUCUCGCCAUGCCCUCGCGGUUCCCUCCAAUCCCAUCGCUGCUAUGGCAUCAUCUUCCUUUGCACCAUUUGCCAACAUGUCUAUCUUCAGACUCAUGAAUUGGAUGUGGAGUGGCUCGCACAUCAAGUCAAUUGAUGAGCUUGAUAAGCUCGUCAACGGAGUGAUUCUGGCACCGGACUUUCACAAGGAGGAUCUACAAGGUUUUGAUGUGAAGCGAGAGACUGCAAAGCUGGACAAGGCUGCACAGAGCACGGAGACUGUGGCACAGGAUGGUUGGAAUGAAGCGGAGGUAGAGAUUGAGGUGCCCGAUGGCAAGAAGCACCAGUCUGAAUCUGAUGGCUCCAUACCAUGUUUCAAGGUGCCCGGUCUACACCAUCGUUCACUCAUCAAAGUCAUCAAAGCCACUCGGACUGAUCCGGCUGCCGUGGACUUCCACACUACUCCAUUCAAGCAGUUUUGGCAGCAGGCAUCUGGGUCAACUGAGAGGGUGUACGAUGAGCUAUACUCCACUGAUGCCUUCAUCGACGCUCAUGAGGAUCUACUGCAAAAGCCUCAGGAGCCGGGGUGCACUCUCGAGCGAUCGAUAAGUGCCUUGAUGUUUUGGUCAGACUCCACACACCUGGCCAGCUUUGGAAAUGCAUCCUUGUGGCCGCUCUAUCUAUUUUUCGGGAAUCAGUCAAAGUACAUUUGCUGCAAACCCCGUGCUGCCGCUUGUCACCAUAUUGCCUACAUACCGAAACUGCCUGACACAUUCUACGACUUCUACUACUCGUUGACAGGCAAUGGUCCUUCCGCAGACAUCCUUACUCACUGUCGACGGGAACUCAUGCAUGCUGUAUGGCGUCUUCUUCUUGAUGAAGACUUCAUGCAUGCGUACGAACAUGGCAUCGUUAUUCAAUGUGCAGAUGGUGUGACACGACGUAUAUAUCCCCGGAUAUUUACAUACUCAGCCGAUUACCCAGAGAAGGUCCUCCUUGCGACUGUUAGGAACCUGGGGAAAUGCAUGAAACGUGAUGACGCACGACGGGUAAAGGAGGAACGCAUCAAUGAUUCCUCCUUCCGAAACAAGAUCAGUAUUGCACGCAAAGCAGUCUAUGAGCUUGGGAAAACCAUCAAAAGCACUGUUGUUGAAGCACUACUCGCUGCGUAUUCUUUUGUCCCUACAUCCAAUGCAUUCUCGGAGAAGCUGUCACCACUUGGAUUCAAUCUUUUUGGCAUGCUCGUUGUUGAUCUCAUGCACGAGUUUGAAUUGGGUGUGUGGAAGGCCGUUUUCACACACCUUAUACGCAUCUUGGUUGCUGUGGGUGGUGAUGCUGUGGCAAAGUUCAAUUACCGUUAUCGUGAAGUGCCGACCUUUGGGCGCUCAACGAUACGUCGGUUUUCGCAAAAUGUGUCAGCACUGAAAAAAUUGGCUGCUCGAGACUAUGAGGACUUCCUACAGUGUGCUCUACCGGUUUUCGAAGGGCUUCUUCCGGAGCCAUAUAACAAGGAGAUUCUCGACCUCCUCUUCACCCUUGCAGAAUGGCACGCAGGUGCCAAAUUACGCUUGCAUACGGAAACCAUCCUCAAGAUCCUCAGGGAGGUUACCACAGAGCUUGGUGCUCGACUGCGAAAGUUUGUCAAGAAUACCUGUCCACAGUUCGACACCAAAGAGCUACCUCGCAAAGAGGCUGCUCGUGGACGGCGGCGCCAGACCAAGAAGACCACGGCAAGCAUGGCGGGAACAGGAGGUGCUAAGCGAAAGAUGCUCAAUCUAGGCACUUACAAGUGCCAUGCUCUUGGUGACUAUCCUCGGCAAAUUGAGAUCUAUGGCACUACAGACUCAUAUUCCACUCAACCGGGUGAACUCGAACAUCGCCGAGUAAAACGGUAUUAUGCUCGUACUAACAAGAACAAUGCAACCCGACAGAUCACCCUGUUGCAGCGGCGCGAACAAAUUAUGCAAACGAGGACCUUGAAUUUCACUGUUCAGAAGCCUCUAGGAAGACGCCUACGUCGCUCCGCUGUUAGUUCAGGUCAACCCGAAGUACUCCCAUAUACUCCUCCAGAAGCUCACCAUCACAUAUCUCAUUCACGCAACUUUCCUGUAAAGCUAUCUGUCUGGCUUGGCGACAAUCUGGAUGAUCCGCUCAUGAAAGAUUUUCUCCCAAAGUUGCAGGAUCACCUUCUCGGACGGCUUUUCAGUCCUGGCCUCGCUGCGGAUGGCCAUCAAUUUGCUCAAGAGGACCGCAAUCGCCUUCUCAUCCAGAACCACCGCAUUUUUGCUCACCAAGUGCUUCGCAUCAACUACACUUCGUAUGAUGUUCGGCGCUGUCAAGACUCAAUCAAUCCACGCAACCAUGCCGAUAUUAUGACACUUGCUCCCGAACAUGGACACUCAGAUGACACCCAUCCAUUUGCCUAUGGACGAGUGUUAGGCAUUUUUCAUGCGGAUAUUGUCCACAACAUUCCAGGCUCUGGACCUGUCUUACAAUGCCUAGAGUUUCUUUGGGUUCACUGGUUUCGUAGGGACCGGCAUUGGAAAGCGGGGUUUGGACGCAAACGUCUGCAUCGUGUAGAGUUUGUGCCGACUGCUGAACCAAACGCUUCCGGCUUUUUGGAUCCGGAUGAGGUGAUACGUGGGGUGCACCUUAUUCCUGCUUUCGCACAUGGGUAUGCUGCGACUCAACUCGACGAUUCAACGGAAUCUUCGGACUGGAAGUACUACUAUGUUAACUGUUUUGUUGACCGUGAUAUGUACAUAUGCCAUCUGGGCGACGGCGUGGGACAUUAUAUCGUGAACAUGACAGAGGCCCGCGAAGAUGGAACAGAAGAGCGACAGGCUACCGAGGAUGAUGGCGAACAUGAAGAGGCUCGUGAGGAUGGAGAGGAAGAGAAGGAAGACAGUGAAGGGGAGGAUGAGGAUGAGAACGCGAACAAGGACAGUGAGGACGAGGAUGGCGAGGAUGGCGAGGACGGUGAGGAUGAUGAUGGUGAGGACGGUGAGGAUGACGAUGGCGAGGACGGUGAGGAUGACGAUGGCGAGGACGGUGAGGAUGACGAUGGCGAGGACGGUAAGGAUCUUGACGAGGAGGAUGAUGGCGAGGGUCUUCCUGAUGAGGCCGAAGAAGGCUAUGGUGAAUUGUAG